This is a messenger RNA of Physcomitrium patens, 2298 nucleotides long. RefSeq lists its product as uncharacterized. Lineage: Eukaryota; Viridiplantae; Streptophyta; Bryopsida; Funariales; Funariaceae. The record is from RefSeq and is a predicted model, not a curated record.
GUGGAUGGAUUCAUUGAUUGUUUGGUUUUUGUAACAAAUCGCGGCGUGAGAACAUUUGCUAGCCUGCCGGAUGCCGCUCGUCGGUGACUUUAAGAGGUCAAGGCAUUGAGUGCUGUGCUUGAUGUGACGUUCUAGUGACGAUUAGGUUCGUGCUUCCCAGCUCCCAGUGCACGGCCGAGAGCGUGAGGUUUGGGGAGUUGAAUAGGUGGAUGAGUGUUCAUCAUGGUUGCUUUUUUCAGCGAUCUGUAAGUUCGGGCAUGGCGACAUAGAAUUACAGUGCCCUGGCGGGAGAGGGGGAGGCAGAGGAGUCACGGCCUGAGGAGGGAUAGGAGCGUUUUUGUGGGCAGUUUCUUUCGGUUGCGCCGUACCUUUGAUGAUGCGAAAGAUCCGUGUCUGUGUGUUUGCAGGAGGGGGUUGAGGUCGGUUGAUAUUUCCUGCCUCCCGCUACGUACUUGCGCCCUGGUGUUUUUACUGUUUGAAUCUGAUUUUGGUUUGAAAGAGUGCGCGUCACCGAUUGAAUUGAGAUCCUUGCUCGUGAGGGUCUCCGACUAAUGCCCUGAAGGAGUUUGUUGUCGAGACGUCCUCCUGUUGCAUCAACACUCCAACGGAUCGAGCAAGAACUAUCCAACCGGUUACCGCAUGAAUUUGGUGUUACAAGGCCUUCGUCUAGUUGCCGGAGCUCAUUUACUCGGUUGUUAUCACUGAAAGGCUGCUAUUGAUUGGCUUCGUUCUGGAGGGAGUUAAUUUUGUGGUCUGUAUUCUCUGCGUGAGUUGGUUUUGAAGGCAACAGUAAAGGUUGGACUCUUAGGCUUAGGAGGCUGGUUUUCGUAGGGCUGUGCUAUUCAUGAAAAGUGGAGGAUUGGUUGUGGCUUCUCCUAAGCCCAGAGACACGAUGAAGCUGAUAAUAGCUAUGCUAUUUGGUGGACUGGUUGGUGCAUUCGUCAGCAUGUUUUUGAUGCAGUAUGGAGCUACAUCAAAUCUUGGAAUGCCAUCAACUCAAACCCAGCUGCCUUCGUAUCUCGAUUUUCGACCCGACGCUCCUAGGGAAAUGGAACCGGCUACAUGCACUAGAGGUAGACCACAGGGAACGGAAUCCCUUCCGCCUGGCAUCAUCCACAUUGAAUCGGACCUCUUUCCCCGUAGGUUAUGGGGGAAACCUGAAGAGGAUCUACCAGAGAAACCGAAAUAUCUUUUGGCACUUACUGUUGGUGUUGGUCAAAAGGCAUUUGUUAACGAGGCAGUUCAGAAAUUCCCAAAGGAAUGGCAAAUAUUGCUUUUCCAUUAUGAUGGGAAAGUGUCUGAAUGGGACGAUUACGAGUGGUCGCGAAACGCUAUCCAUAUAAGCACUCGUAGACAAGCGAAGUGGUGGUAUGCCAAGCGGUUUUUGCACCCCGAUGUAGUGGCGCCGUAUGAGUACAUCUUCAUUUGGGAUGAGGAUCUUGAUUUGAGGCAUUUUAAUCCUAAGAGAUACAUAGAACUUGUUGAGAAGCACGGCCUUGAAGUUUCACAACCAUCACUGGAUGGUUCCCGAGGCACCACUUGGGCAAUGACUAAGCAUCGGGGCGACGUUGAGGUUCACAAGGAAGCAGUGGAGCAUCCUGGUUGGUGUCCAGAUCCGCACAAGCCUCCCUGUGCAGGAUUUGUUGAGAUCAUGGCUCCUGUGUUUUCACGAAAAGCAUGGCGUUGCAUCUGGUACAUAAUACAGAACGACUUGGUACAUGGCUGGGGUCUGGAUUUCAGCUUGCGUCGUUGUGUUGAGCCUGCGUAUGAGAAAAUUGGAGUAGUGGAUGAACAGUGGAUUAUACAUGUUGGUGUGCCGUCGCUCGGAAAUCAGGGCGAAGCAACUGGAGGAAGGGCCCCAUGGGAAGGAGUGCGAGCGAGAUGCAGAUACGAAUGGGAUGUUUACACAAAGCGGUGGAAUGCAGCCGAUGCAAGACAAGCUGAAUUAGACGCUACAAAUACUAAUCUACCUGUCACACCUGAUCUCACCAUCGGAAGUUAGUCCCGUGUGAUCUAUGUUAUACAUUACUGUUAAAGGGCUCCUUCCCUUGGUGAAAGCUAUUUCCAUUUCCUUAUCUGGUGAAAGCUAUUUCCAUUCCCAAUCUGGUGAGGCAAUUCGGUAUUCAGUCAAGAGUGGGAACGCAUCGCAAGCAUUUAGGUACGCACACAUGGCGUGGAGUUUUUCGAUAAUAGUAUUAAUGGAGCCCAGUUGGGAGAGUUCUGGUCCUCUUCCGGAUUCUUUGUUGGAAAAUAUAAAAAGAGUUCAAUUCAUUGGAGAUUUUUUUUCCUCCUAAAGCA